GGUAAGAAAAGGCUUGCGGAAAAGCCUUUGAAACAAAUCGAAUCCGAGCUUUGUGAAUUCUCAACGCGGAUUCGCCUAGUGAAAAAUGGAAGAUGAAGCAACGCACAAUAUCGACAAACUCAUUGAUGAUUUAAAACAUGCUGUAAAACUUGAGGCCUCGCAGGAUGAGUGUCCUAAUAUUGUUCAGAUAUUGAAUUCUGUGGUGAAUGUUAGCAAAACUUCAAUUGAAGAGACCAAUAAGCUAGUUAUUGAUCAAGUUUUUUUGGUGCUAUUUGGACACAAGUCUAAACAGAUUAUAGCAAAAACAGCAAAGGCUAUCGCAGAAAUUGCAAAGACUGAGAAGGGAAGAGAGAAAUGCACCAAUGUAAGAUUGAUACAGACAUUGAUUAACUUGCUGAAGGAAGAGGAUAUACACAUAUUGACACAAACUUCUAGAGCUCUAGGAAACAUCUGUUAUGAGAAUGAGAGUGGCAAGAAACUUGUCAGAGAGCAAGAUGGUUUAAAAGUAAUUCUAAUAGUGCUGAAGAAAGCUGUUGCAUUAAAAAAUGCUGAGGGUGCCAGCUUUCUGCGAAAUGUGGUCGCUGGAUUUUUAUUAAAUUUUUUGGUGGACCAGGAAGCGUUGCACAAGAAGGCACUAGAGGAGGACACAGUACCGAUUAUUUGCAGCGUGCUGGAAGAAGACGGGACUAGCGGCGGCGAAGCGGCAAUGCACGCGUUAUUCAUCCUCGGCAUAUUGAAUGACGCAAACAUUGUGUUUCUUGAUGAGAGAUUAACAAAAGUUUUAAUUAACAUACUGAUUAGUGACACUUCUUCUGAAUUAUCCGAGAUGUGCUUGGAACUUUUACAUGGUCAAGCGGAGGAUGAAGAAUCAAAGCUGUUGUUAGCCAAGGCAGGAGUAUGCGAAUUACUCGUAAAACUGUUGGAAAAGCACGGGCCACAGUGCAUCGACGAAGAAACACGGUCAAUUCUAAAAGUUGCCUGCAAUCUAAUUGUUCUGAUUUUAACUGGAGAUGACAGUAUGAACUUCCUUUACGAUAACAGCCAGGGUCCUGUUUACAAAAAGUUGGUUGAAUGGCUGGAGAGCAUUGACGAAGACUUACAGAUUACCGCCGUUUUAGCGAUGGGUAACUUUGCGCGGACCGAUACACAUUGCAAACGUAUGGUCGAACAAGGCAUUCAUAGGAAGCUGUUGAAACUCCUCCAAAGAAACAGCAGCAAAUCUGGUGACAUCAGAUGCCAGCAUGCUUUACUCAGUGCGUUACGCAAUCUCGUCAUACCUGUGGAUAACAAAUCGCUGAUACUCGCUGACGGUCUGAUCGAUGUGCUCUACCCGAUGCUGGACAUUCCCACUUUUCCUGUUGUUUUCAAAUUGCUGGGAACGCUUAGAAUAGUCAUAGAUGGCCAAAGGGAAGCGGCAGUCUCUUUAGGACGACGAGAGGACUUGAUCAAACGAGCAGUUGAAUGGUGUGGUAUCGAGGACCAUCCCGGCGUCCAAGGCGAAGCAAAUCGAUUAAUUGCUUGGCUAAUAAGCAACAGCAGGGACAGGCAGAUUGCCUUAUCGGUCAUCAAAUACGGUGCGGUACAGCAUCUGGUAAACAUGCUUCUAGCACAGCAUGCAUUAAUGCAAAACGAGGCGAUUUUGGGUCUGACGAUAUUAACGAGAAUUUGUCCGACGGAAUCCGAAGAGUUAUUGAUCGAGGCGGAUUUCGGACGCACCAUGUGCGAAUUCUUCGAAGCGCGCGCUGAUAAUCUCGAAAUACACAUCGUACUCAAUGCGCUGUCUCUAUUGGAUAGUGUCGUGCAGUCAGAGCGGCUGAAAGAGCAUCUGAAAAAUCGCAGAUUGGCGAGCGCGUGCAAAACCUUGCGGUCACAUCAAAGUGAAAAUAGCAUGGAACUACGAACACGCGUCACUACACUGCGAGCGGCGUUGUGCACCGCUCUGGGAACAAGCUUCGAUUAAGAAUAAUUUUAAAAGUUUGGCGUUUACAUGUGCUGCCAUUCUCAUCGUUGUAUCUUCCAUCAUUCCAAAGAGCUGUGCAAAUUUCUUUAAUGACCAAAUCAUCGUCAACUUGAUCCACAAACUGCAAAAUGUAUUUUAUUUAUGGAAAAAUAUAUACUCUAUUGAUGUACA
Messenger RNA from Linepithema humile (Argentine ant), 2131 nucleotides. RefSeq names its product visceral mesodermal armadillo-repeats (gene vimar). The record is from RefSeq and is a predicted model, not a curated record. NCBI's taxonomy places the organism in Eukaryota, Metazoa, Arthropoda, Insecta, Hymenoptera, Formicidae. Gene Ontology annotation, cellular component: cytosol. Gene Ontology annotation, molecular function: protein binding; guanyl-nucleotide exchange factor activity. Gene Ontology annotation, biological process: positive regulation of GTPase activity.